UGUGAUGUAGAUUUAUUGGUUGGCUGUUUAAAGUUUAAAGGUUCAUUACUAAGAGGUUUAUUAAUCAAUACAUCAGCAAAAGAUCUGUUAACUGAUGGAAAAUUUUUUGCAGCUUCGGUAUAAGAAAUACAAUUCUCAGCCAUGUACAGCUUAAUAUCUUUUGUCUGUUAAAUUCUGGGCAACAUUUAUUAAUAGCAAAAUGAUUACCAGAACACAAGCAACAUGAGCCGCAAUCCUCUUCCACAUUGCAAGAAUCUCCUGUGUGUCCUUGACCACAUUUAAAACAUCGAGGUUUUGAUCUACAUUGUACUUUCGUGUGACCAAAGCGACAGCAUGCAAAGCAUUGGACAGUUGGGUAAACAUAUAACUCAACAGGAAGAGCAUUGUAGCACAUAAAUAUACGUUUAGGUAACACUUGUCCAUCAAACGUCAUUACAAUUGUUUGGGAUGGUUUCCAUGUUGGAGAACCUUCCACUAAAACUUUAUAGUUUAACCGUCUCAUUUUUAUAAUUUUACCACAUCCUAUAGGCACUGUAACAUUAUCUAAAACUUCUUCUGGUGACCAUUCUAUAGGGACUCCCCGCACCAGUCCCAUUCGUGUAAUAUUAAAUGUGGGAAUAAAGGCUUUAAGAUUUUGUGAGGAUAGACUGUUGUGUUCAAUGAAAUUGUUUGCAUCAAUGAAUUUUGAAAAUGACAUAGAAAUUUUGUUUCUGCCAAUUCUUUUGAUACUGCCAUUUAUAAUAUUUUUAAAAUCAUGUUUUUUUAGGAAUUUGCCAAAAGCUAAAGGGUGGAGUGUGGAGCCGUCAUUGGGGGAUGAUUGUAUUCUGUGUACAUGUAUAACAUAUGGAGCACUAUCAGUACUUUCGUAUAAUUUUCUACCCGAUAGAAGUAGGGGUAUGCUGGGGAUUUAAUGUGUCAUUGCUGUGAUCGAAUUUAGUCUGUGUAUCGGGGUUAUUAGAAUUAAUUCGAGUUUCAGGUAGUUCCAUUACGUCAGAAUUAUUGCAAUGACAACUUAUCGAUUUGUUGUCUUCCGAACCAUGUGUCCUUCUACGCUUAUUACAUCGUUUACAAAUUUUGUUCAAACGACUUCUUUUAAGUGGGCGUUGAGAAAGUGAACUGUCCGUGUCCAUUCCUGAUUCAGAUUCAUUACAAGUAGUAUUAAUUGUUACAUUAUAGCCCACCGGAGGGACUGUCCCCCCAGGAUCGGGGGGCUCAGCCAUCAUCCAGCAAGUAAGAUAAAAGGACUUACCAGAUGGCCAGCAGUGACAAAGAAAUUAACAAAUAAAGAAUAAAUUAUAAUACUUAAACUUAAAAUAUAUCUAAAAAUAGUUUAUACACCACUGAUCACUUUGAAUAAGUUAUUAAAAUUAUAUUUUAAAAUAAGAAAUCAAAAAAGCGCGCCUUGCAAGUCGAACGUUUCCCGCCCUUUUUUCUUAUAUAAUAUUGCCUAACAAUAUAAAUUGGAUUGGAUUGAUUUAUAAUAUUUCAUUCGUUCAAUACUGUUCUUUACUUCUUCCUUGAAAAAUAAGGCAAUUUACAUAUAUUCAAGUAAUUAUCAGUUUCCCGGUAAAAUAUUAGCAUAAAAACAACUUGUCUUUUAACAUAAUGUAACAAAUUAUAAAAUUUCAGGCAUAAUGUAAUGUCUUGCAAUUUUAAAUGCAUAUAACGGAUUAUGCUUUUUUAGUCACGUAGGAGUAGCGUAUUAGAAUUAUAUUUUGGUCUACGCAGAGUAUUCUCCAACAUGGAACGAGACUCCGAUCCACCAUCUACAUUAAUUUAUAUAAGCUGAGUCGCUCCAUCAUUUAUAUUAUUAGUGCAAAAGUUUUUGUAGUUGGAUGGUUGUUAGAAGUUAGAAGAAGUAAAUGCAAAACUAAGUGAAUGUAUUUGAUCAAAAUUUUGGACAUGGACAUUUCCACAUAGGCUACUAUAUAUCACGGUAAUUUGCUCUCAUGGGAAAUAUUGGUAUUUUUAUUCAGAUUUCUUAAAACUAAAUCAAUAUCCGUUUCAUUGAUUCAGAACAUUCCGAAUCUUAGACGUUCCAGAUAUCCGUAACAAGAUUUUGAACAUAAUUGAUUCAGAAUGAAAUAUUAUAUAGUAAAAAUAUAUAGUUCAGUGAAGAAUAAAUCCCAUAUUAUAUUCUUAUUUGCCUUAAAGCAUAAAACAAUAACUAUUUAGCCUUUAAUCUGAGCCUUUAAGGGUAGUGUUGAUCUAUAAUACCGUGAUAUUUCGUAGGCUGUCUCCGGACUUUCGUUUUUUUUUUUGGUAUCACUACCGUGAAUACAAUGUCAUCAUGCAAUAUUGAAUUGUCAAAUUGGUUAGUCGUCAUUUUCUUCUCGAAAAUGGCCGCAUCGGGAGGAAAUAUUGAAUGGUCUACAACUGUUAAACCAAUAUUAACAGCACUCUACGGCCCGUUUUUCGACAAAAAUGAUGCCGUGGAAAUCAUACAAGCCAUCAUUAAAAGCGAGGCUGAGUUUCAGAACCAUGAGGACAUUUAUGACUUAUUCUACACAUGCUUUGCCUGUCUCUCAGCACAUUUCAUCAGUGUUAAUGCUAACAACCUGCCCAAUGAUCAGCUGAGCACAGCUCGCGAUGCAUUUAGAGUGAUACUCAGACAAAUAUUGAAGAAGCUCUCCGAAGCUGGAUUGAGCUGUGAUGAAAAUACUGCCAAUACAGCCGCUCCUAACGUGUCUGUUAAACAGCUCCUGCUACCUAUUGUGGGACUGUGCGGCAUUGAUGGAGGUGGCUACCCUCAGUCAGACUUAGUUAUCUUGACUUCUUUACUGAAGAAUGCCAAGUUGCCAGCACAUGUCAAUGUGCCAGAUGCACAAACAGCGAAAUCUUCAGUUAUACCGAGCCCGAUAACAUCAUGGGCGUCACAAACCACCACGUCAGAGAAGCAACCGCCGUCGACGGCCCAACGUCGGUCCGACGCAUUACUGGAACAGCUGACGGCGCCGCUGCGCAACCCGCUGACGUCCGUGUCGUCUCAGAACGCCCCCGCCGCGGCCGUCAUGUCGCCCGGGAGUAAGGACAGUUUGGACAGUACUAAGGAUGGGAACGCUUCCCAACAACCUACUAUUGAUAUGAAGAAGUGGGUGGCAUCAACCUGCUCAUCAUUGCUGAUGGAGCUAAGAGCCGGCUCCGUGGUGCUGAAGGUGUGCUCGUCUCUGCCGUGCCUGCAGCGGUACCUGAACCGCUGGCAGACUGCCAAAGAGACAGCUGUGUCACCACAAUUCAACUCUGAUGCCUCACUGCUCCAUUUUCUUGUAAACGAAGUGCACGUGUGCCGGCUCGCUCUCUCGUUGCCGUGUCUGGAGCCGUUCACUCCAGACCGUAUCACCACACUGAGCGAUGUCAGCGUUGCAGCGCUCCUCUGCGCUACAGCUCAGGCAUCUCUCCAUCCGAAAGACGAAGAGUACGAGCAGCAGACUGCCACUCUGGUAGAGAGCGCUCUAAGCCUCUACAACACUGUUGGGGAGACGUUCAAACAGUCCACACGCGCUGGUGGAUACGUAUAUCAAAACCACCUUAUGAUUGGCGCAUGGGUGCUGCUGUGUGGUCUACAUCACGCACUCGCCGGCGCCCCGUGCCCCUCCACCACGCCCGGCAAGAGCCCAGCUAAGGUCCCGUCGAGGCCUUACAAUCUUACUAAAAUGCAACAAGGGUUAGGCGUGGUGUGGGUGGCGCUGGGCGGGCGGUGCCUGGCGUGGACGAGCGCGCUGCUGGCGGACGCGCGGCUCGAGGCGCUGUCGUGCGGCGCGGGCGCGGGCGCGAGUGCGAGCGGCGCGGCUGCGAGCACGCCGGCGCCGCUGCGCGUGUUGCCGCAACACGCCGCGCACCAGCGAGAGCUGAGGCUAGCCGCCGCUGCACCGCUGCAUCAGUUACUGGUGGCCCUCGGCGUGGUGUGCUACCGCAAAGCGACGAACCUUAAGCGCGCCGUCGUGCAGAAGCAGCACCAAGACGCCGACCCCGACCGGUCCGACUCCACCGUUUACUUCCAGGACAUGAUACUGUGCUCCGAGGACUCUGAGACUGACGAUGAAGACAGUGAACCACUAUUUGGGUUAUGGUUCGAAUCUACUCUAGUGGCGCCCGAGGCGGCGGAGGGCGGCGCGCGACCGGCCGGCGCCGACGCGGCCGACGCUCCGCCCGCCGCCGACCACGCCCUCGUGCCCGACAAGGCCGAGCCCUACGCGUACAUAACGCUGGCAACAGAAGUGUUCACACUUCUGACGGAUGAGAUAAUAAGCGAGGGCUCUGACAGGCUCGGCCAAGCGUCCCUCCAGCUGCACGAUGCGCACCAGGCGCUGCUGGCCGCGCUCGCCAAGGACCUCGACCGCGAGACCGCGCGCACCGACACCGGCACAAUAUCCGCGUGCUUCGGGCCGCGUCUCGGCGCCCUAUACGCGGCUUUCAGCUCGGCGCUGGUGCGUUACCUGCACAACUUGAGCGGCUCGCCCGCGUUCGCGUCGCUGCAGCCGGCUCUGUACCAACAACUGGCGUCGGCAGGAUCGGAUAGGAACAAUAUGACGCCGUUGCAGGUGGGACCGCGAGUUGUAAAACUGAUCGGCAGCAUGGUGCUGAGCAAGGCGGCGGCCGAACGCGAAAACAGCAUCCUCGCGAUGUGGCACAAGCUCGUCAACACGCUGCAGGAAUGCGCGCUGCAACAGCAGCCCUCGCAGGAUCAUGAUUAUGAAGAUUUGAAUGUUGAACAUGCCCAGCUUUUGGUAUAUCUAUUCCACUCAUUGACGCUGAUGCAGAAGAAAUCAGUGUUGCUUAUGACAUCUAACGCCAUCAUCAAGGUUGUGGAAACUUUGGGAAUCACCGACAGAAAGAAGGCGAUGAACUUGGCGCCGCAUCAACUGGUGCUCACCACUAGGCUGAUGCUGUUGCUCGAAUAUCUUAUGAGACAUCUGUAUGACGCCCCGCAAACCUUGCUGCAACAGAUUGAAUGGAAUCUGAUCAUAUCUCCGGGACUGGCUCAGCCCACGCCGGAGGCUGGCACGAACGGCGGCAAAACUACUGCUAAUGGACUGCUCAAGUCACGCAUCUACUGCGAAGUGCCGUUUAUAGAACAGGCGUAUAGGCGACUCUCCCAAGAUGAGACGUCCAUGAGACCCAAGUUCUACUCUCUAACGAGUGCUGAAAUUAAUAAUCAGGAGAACCCGAAGUUCGACGGUCUCGCGUGUAACUUCGUGCUGGGCACGCCGCACAAGCUGAAGUACCCGCUGCUGUUGGACGCGCUGCUCGCGCUGUUGAAUUCGGCGUGCGUGUGCGACAACCCGCAGCACCACGCCUCCGCCGCCGCGCUCGCCGCCGCGCAUUACUGCUUCCAGACCGCGUGGAGGCUAGUGAUAAGCAUGCCACCUGCAACGCCGCACAUGGACAAACUCCAAGCCGGCAUGGCCGCCGAACUGCCGUCGCCUCUGCCGCUGCAUGCCGUGGUGUGGGCGCCCAGGGCGGACAACAAAGAGGUCUUCAACCCUUGGCUUAAGGACGCUCUGGUUAAACAGGGCAUGUACACGCAGGUGAGUAACAAUACGACUAGCGAUAUAGCGAAUGGAUUGCCGUCUCUGUUGGAUGUUAUAUCGUGCGACGCGGUGCUUGUAAGGCUGAAGCUGUCCUUGACCGACUUCCGGGCGCUCACCGACCCACACAAAUUCAUGUACGACCUGCUCGACUUGCUGGAAACUAUAUUAAACUGCUGUCGAGUAAGCGCGGACCUGGAACUGGAGCCUCUGCUGGAGUCGUCGACGAACCCGUCGGAGCUGGCGGUGGCGGCGGCGCGCUGGCAGGUGUGCGCGACGUCGGCGCCGGUGGGCACGGCGUCGGGCAGCACGCCGCCGCCCGCGCUGGGCGCGUGGCUGCGCUCGCAGCUGCCCGCCGGCGCCGCCUCCGCGCUCGAGCGCCUCUCCACCGCGCCCACCAUCGCUGUCGUCAUUAAACUAGCCUACGCGUACCACAUCAUACCAUCAGAGAGCGCGGUCCUUGAUCUAGUGAACUCUCACUGCGAGGCCAUCAGCGCCAACUCGAAGUACUCUAUCGGCAACUCGCUGAUGAUGCUCGCGUGUUCGGCUGGUAAACUGCUCGAAGUGGGUGUCACCACCGUGCUUGAUAGCGCGGACCUUACCAGGAGGACCUUGGAUCUUAUCGUGCCGGCGUUUACGGACGGGCGCGUUGAAUUCAUGGCCGAGCUACUAGCAGCCGUUCUAAACGCGCUGGUGCCGCAAGUGCACCGCGCGGAGCAGCUCAUACAUGAACACAUCUUGAAGACCACGUACCCGGUGCUCGUCGAUCAUCUGCAGCCUUCCACUGAGAAAACUUUAAGACAUAUGGUGAAAUAUUGGGAGAAGAUUCUAGAUCGUCCUGCAGGAAGGUCGGCGUAUGAAGGCGUGUUCUGCGAUAACUCAGAGUUCUCGCUCGGUAAAAUUCUUCUGUCUGCGCCAAACGCACGGACGCCAUACGCUGAAAGGGUUAUUAAGCUAUUUAUCAAGAUAUUUGCUGGUUGUGAGAGUUCCGAAUUGAAUAGUUCCCUUUGCAUAUCUGUGUGCAAGUUUAUUGGUGUUGCGGAUCAACAGAAGCUAGCUUGCUUGCUUUCCCAUAUAUGCAUGGGUUCGCCCGCGUCCACCACCGGCGCCGCCGGGACAACAAACGGCACUCCAACAGAAACCGAGCUACCAACGCCGACGUCGUCAGCCCCUGACGCGGCGGCCAAUCCUGCGUCGGUUGCGUUGCGCAACGCACUGCGCACCGUGUUCCGCAGCGAAGUUGACUACACGCAGCGUUCGAACGAAACGCCGCCACAGCGAAACGAUUCCGACAUGCCCGUUGAUGUGUUUGAAGCGCCAUCUCCAGCGCCCAGGGCUCAGUCUGAAACUGCACAACAAUCUGAAAGUUGCAGCUGGUCGGACGGCAGUAAGGAAAGCGGCGCUGCGGCGACUAGCGCGGCCGCACCCGCAGACACCGCGCAGGCGCCGCUCACCGACAACGCCAAUGACAACGCUGCGCUGCUAUCAGCACUCUGCAAACAUGUCGUGCAGCAUUGCAGUGAGAACGUGAGCGAGCGCAUGCUGUCGACGCUGAUCUCGGUGUGCGGCGAGAGUCCGUGCUCGCCGCUGUUGCUGCGCGAGAUGUGCCGCCUGGCGGACGCGCACGCCGGCGGCGAUCACCGCCAGCUGUUCCCCGCGGCUGUCGGCUGGCUGUCGGCUUGCGUCGAUAAUCUUAGUAGUCCAGAAGUACUGGAGAAGUUGGAGGAAGGCCAGGUUGAUGGUAACCUGGCGCCGCAGAUUGAGUCCUCUUGCGUGCUGCUUUCGUACCUGGCUGACUCUCUGCAUGCCAUCAACACGACACAACCUCAUAGUUGGCGAUCCGUUAGUCCAACUUGGGAAUCGCCUGCUGAUCUCGGAUUUGACUUUGAAUAUACGGAUGAACAACAAGAUGACGAUGACACAAGUGCGGAUGAUUCGGAUGAAGAUGCAAUGUUGCAAUACAAGCUGUGCACGUUCACGGUGACGCAACGAGAGUUCAUGAACCAGCACUGGUAUCACUGCCACACCUGCAAGAUGGUGGAUGGCGUGGGCGUGUGUACGGUGUGCGCGCGCGUCUGUCACAAAGGACACGACGUGUCGUAUGCCAAGUUCGGCAACUUCUUCUGCGAUUGCGGCGCGAAACCCGACUCCAGUUGCCAGGCGCUAGUAAAGCGUUCGGUGACUCUUGGCGGUGCGGCGCGCGGUGGAGCCGAAGAAUCGGCGCCCGCACCAUCACGCCGCCGCCCUUCCAGUCCCUCUCCUCCUGCAUUGCUCGCGCCACCACGUCGGCCGUUACUAGCUGCUAAUAUUCAAGGUUGUCGCGGGUUCCUGUCGUCGUACAGCGGCUGGGGUGCGUGCAUGGAGUGCGGCGGCUGCUGGAGGCGCUGUCGGCGCCGGUGCGCGCGGCGUGCGAGCGCAACGCCCCACGGGCGCGCACCGCGCGCAGCGGCACUCGCGCAGCUGCACCUCGGCGAGAAACGGUUCACUCACACUGACAGCCUCAUGCUGCCCACGCUAGGCUCGCAGGAAGGCGCGUUCGAGAACGUGCGCAUGUCGUAUACGGGCGAGAAUGGGCAAACGAUACGGCAGCUGAUGUCUGCGCACAAGUUGCGUCGUGUGGCCAUGUGUUGCUUGGUCCCGCACGGACGGCGACAGCACCUCGCUGUCUCGCAUGAAAAAGGAAAAAUCACAGUGUUACAACUCUCGGCGUUGUUGAAGCAGGCCGACUCGUCGAAACACAAGCUGACUCUGACUAGGUUGUCCUCCGCCCCCAUACCGUUCACGGUGCUCAGCCUGAGCGGCAAUCCGUGGAACGAAGAUUUGCUUGCUGUGUGUGGACUCAAAGAGUGCCACGUGCUCACUUUCAACAGUGGUGGUGCUGUAGCAGAUCACUUAGUGUUGAACAACGCCCUGGAAGGCAACAACUACGUCAUCAAAGCACUAUGGCUUCCUGGAUCGCAGAUACUACUUGCCCUCGUGACGUCAGACUUCGUCAAGAUAUUCGACCUUAGCAAAGACUUGAAUAAUCCCACACAUCACUUCCUCGUGCCCAGCGGAAAGGUCCGAGACGUAACCUUCGUUUACCAAGACGGCGUAGUCCACAUGCUCUGCAUGAGCUCCGCCGGUCACAUCUACUGGCAGCCGAUGACUGAAGAGUCGAGCGCCGCACUCGGCACAUUCUACGUUACUAACACACUUGAAGUUUUACACCCAGAAAUACAGGAUGUCGCUGGUCUGGUUGGCGGAGGCGGAGUAUCGAUAUAUUACUCGCACACUCUGAAAAUGCUAUUCUUCUCUUACGCACAAGGAAAGAGUUUCCUAGCUCCGUUGAACAAUGUGGAAGAGAGUGUUAAAGGAACGGCAAUGAUUACGCUAUCAGCAGCAGCGACGCAGAAGGAAGGCGGCGGUCGCGGCGGCGGCAAGCAGGGCGGCGUGCAGUCUCUGUGCCAGUGGGCUGAAGUGCCCGGACAUCCAGGACUCGUCACUGCCGUCAUGCAGGCUUCCAACAACCUCGUACUCAUGUUGACGCCUACGAACAUAUUUGUGCAGGAGAUUAAGGUGGUACCAGCAAAAGCCAAGAUCACGGACAUGGUGGCCGUCCGCCAUUGGUGCGGUGGUGGCGGCGAACAGAAGAGUACGCUCAUACUCUGCGAGGACGGGUCAUUGCGCAUGUACGCAGCGAGUAACGAGAACACAGGGUAUUGGCUCGCGCCGACCAUACAACCCACGCAUGCGCCGCGACGACGACCUAAACAGCCGCUGCACCAUGCCAAAGGAAAGGCACAGCAGACCGUCACGAAGUCAAGCGCGAAUGGCACGCCGCAGUUCCCUAUCGAC
This is a messenger RNA of Manduca sexta (tobacco hornworm), 9365 nucleotides long. RefSeq names its product protein purity of essence-like. Gene Ontology annotation, molecular function: protein binding; zinc ion binding. NCBI's taxonomy places the organism in Eukaryota, Metazoa, Arthropoda, Insecta, Lepidoptera, Sphingidae. The record is from RefSeq and is a predicted model, not a curated record.